Molecule: messenger RNA, 939 nt
Organism: Aaosphaeria arxii CBS 175.79
Lineage: Eukaryota; Fungi; Ascomycota; Dothideomycetes; Pleosporales
Product: alpha/beta-hydrolase
Exons: 3
Coding region: 1-939 (312 amino acids)
Source: RefSeq, a predicted model, not a curated record
AUGCGUCCCUUUCAAUCUCCUCAUGUGCUGCUGAUUGCGGCUGUGCUCUGGGUAUUACCUACCGCAGUCUUUGCUACCUCUUGGAAACCGACCAUCAUUCUUGUUCCCGGCUCUUUCCAUCGGUCAAUCGUCUAUAAUGAAGUGGUAUCUGGGUUGAGGCGGGCCCAAUUCAACAGAAUCUACCCAAUCGAUUUACCAUCCAACGGAAACGAUAUCCAUGAUCGCGAGCCAGACAUCAACGCAGUGCGAAAACCACUCGAGAGAGCACUAGCCGCGGGUCAGGAUGUUGUAUUGGUCGGUAACAGCUAUGGCGCCACUGUCAUUGGAGACGCACUUAAGGAUUUCAAAUCGGAUGCUGUAUCGGCGACAAGAGAUUCCAAACAAACUCGGGGUCGAGGGAAAGUACUUGGUGUUGUCAUGGUGAGCAGCCCUUGUUCAUCCACUUCUUUGUUCGUCUGGAAAAAGCACAUCAUCCCCAAUGCUAACCGAUUGGCCAUUCAGCUAGCUGGCUUCAUACCCUACAUCAGUGAGGUAGAACAUCCAGAGACCAAGCUUGACGCCCGUACUGUUGCUCCCCCUCUUUUCCGCUUUGACAAUAAUUCACGAGUGUGGUCUGAUGGUGACCCAAAUCUAUCCGCCGCCCAGGCCUUCUACAACCUUCUUCCUCCACAUGAGAGUCAGUACUGGGCCAGCAAACUGACCUUCGCGUCUUUCAAUGCGAUGAACGCGACAGCGAGAUAUAUUCCCUAUACAGGCGAUUUUAACUGUCUGUACGUCGUGGGUCUUCAAGAUAAGAGCAUUCCUGUCGCAUGGGCUCAGACAUUUUUUGGCCAACCUGGUGCAAGAUUCCAGGUCAUUAAUCUCGAUGCCGAUCAUGUCAUGAUGUUGAGUAAACCUACAGAGGUUGUCAACAUUAUUCGGCAAGUAGCCGGCUCUUAG